GGCCGGACAUGGGAAUUGGACUCCGGGAGUCGCUGCCCCGUGGCCUGCCGGUACCUGCGGGGGAAAGUCCCUUCUGCCUGUGAACCUUUCGAGCUCCUCAUCCUGGGCUCUCGCCAUGAACACUAUGAAAACCACCUACAUCGUGCUGGAGCUCAUCAUCGCCGUGCUGUCCAUCGCUGGCAACGUCCUGGUGUGCUGGGCCGUGGCCAUCAACAGCACCUUGAAGAACGCGACCAACUAUUUCCUUGUGUCUCUGGCGGUGGCUGACAUCGCCGUGGGUUUGCUGGCCAUCCCCUUCGCCAUCACCAUCAGCAUCGGCUUCCAGGUGGAUUUUCACAGCUGCCUCUUCUUCGCCUGCUUUGUGCUGGUGCUGACCCAAAGCUCCAUCUUCAGCCUGCUGGCGGUGGCCAUCGACCGGUACCUGGCCAUCAAGAUCCCCCUGAGGUACAACAGCCUGGUGACCGGCACGCGGGCGCGAGGACUCAUUGCUGUGCUGUGGCUCCUGUCCUUCGUGAUCGGGCUGACCCCACUUAUGGGCUGGAACAAAGCCAUGAGUGGUUGUCCCAACUCCACCAACGAGACAGGGGCUGACCGCGGGGCAGGGCACCACGGCUGCUCCAUCUCGUGUCUCUUUGAGAAUGUGGUGACUAUGAGCUACAUGGUGUACUUCAACUUCUUCGGCUGCGUGCUGCUUCCGCUCAUCAUCAUGCUGGGAAUCUACAUCAAGAUCUUCAUGGUAGCCUGCAAGCAGCUGCAUCAGAUUGAGCUGAUGGGCAACUCCAGGACCACACUGCAGAAGGAGGUCCAUGCAGCCAAGUCUCUGGCCAUCAUCGUAGGACUUUUUGCCUUCUGUUGGCUGCCUCUGCAUAUCUUGAACUGCAUCACUCAUUUCCAUGAGGAGUUCUCCAAGUCCAAGCCAGAGUGGGUAAUGUAUAUGGCCAUCAUCCUCUCACAUGCCAACUCGGUCAUCAACCCCAUCAUCUACGCCUACAGGAUCAGGGACUUCCGCUACACCUUCCGCAAGAUCAUUUCCAAGAUCCUCUGCAAGACGGACGACUUCCCCAAGUGCACCACUGACAACAACCAGCACCUGACCGUCACCAACGUGAACGCUCCGGCCGCCUCGGUGACCAUAUGACCUCGCACGUCCCGCUCCCAGCCUGUCCCCAACGCUACCCCUCCCUGUGCCUAAUGGAACAGUUACAGCCGGCUCCAAUGGGAGUGCUCCGAAAUGACCACUAUGCAGUUCUGCAGCUGUAUUUUUAUGUUUGUAAUUAACGUAGUGCCUCCUAGGGGGAUAACCUGACCAGGGAGACUGAGUGCAGUUCACCCUCUACUGUUAACCAGGUUGCGUGAGCGCUGGUGACCGUGCUGUAGUUCCUUGCCAGGUCAGGUGCUGAGUGUGGAAGUCCCACCUGCUGGGGGUGUUUCCCCAGUUGUGCUGCUCAUGUCAAGUCCUCGGAUCUUUAUUUUAAUUAAUGUUAUUAUUUUUUAAUCUCUUGAUUGAUAGGAGUUAUAAUUUAGUGUCUGGGUUUUUUUGGGUUGUUCGUACUUGACAGCACUUUGGUAAUACCCUAAUUAUUCCAUCAAUUGUUUGAUGCAGCUAGUAUUCUCUGAUGGGAAAAAGUCUUAGCCCAGUUGCUGGUGUGAAACCGGAUCUGUGUUCCAGGCUCUGAGGGACAUGACUGUUCUGAUGGCAAACAGAUCACACCUGGCCAUAUUUUUGGCCUCAGAAUGAGAGCCCUACUUACUAAAACAGAGAACUUUAGGGAAAGGGCUGAGUGAAGUUUUAGAACAGCAGUUUUAUUGCCUUUAAAUCACUUUGUUUUAUAGUACAUACUAACUUGUGCAGCUGAACGCAUCAGGUUUGAUUUCUUGUUAUUGAAAUGCAGAAGGCAGAUGUGCCCCAGCAGUCAUGGCUGGUCUGCUCUGAAGCCACCGAGGGCCAUGGAAACAUUCCCUUGGUGACAGGACCUUUUUUAUUUCCUUUCAGUUACUUCAAGUGCUCACCUUGCCCAGAGGCCAGUUUGCUGGAAGUGGUGGAUUCAGCUCCUGUAAGGCAGCUGAACCAUCAAAGCCAGCCACAAAGCUUGGUGAAGCACCAGUGAGCUCUGACGGGGUCUGUGCAAUGCCCACAUUUGGCUCUGUUUCUUGGCACUUCAAAGAUGAAUCUAAACAGUUAAAGCUAGUCUGAAGGAUUUCUUUUUUACUAUCUCCAUUCAGCUUUGCUGCAUCUGCCUUGGUCAUGAUCCAGCUAACACAUGUAGCCACCUCCUGCCAUUUAGGCAGACUUGGGCUCUCCUUUUAGUCCUUCCCUUCACUAUUAUCUUUGGCUGUGUUCCUUCCGUUAAUCAUGGCUAGAAACAAGUAGAGUUUCACCUGCAUAUCUGGCAGAGUUGCAAAGUGGUUGCAAGCCACAUUUAUCCUUACAACAAAGAUUUCAAUCCCUCGCCUCAUGCAGGCUGAAAAUGAACCAAAUUCUUAACAGCACAGAGCAGAGACAGAGCCAGUCCCAGGACACUACCUGAGGGUGACAGCAUUGCAGAGUGGCACUCACUACUGCUACCUUUCAUAUGCCACUUAUGAGCCAGAAGUCCAUAGACAGACAGGUUGUUCCCUUUGUGUGAAUGUGCUACCAAGUUAUUAGCCGUUGUUAACUAGGACCUGGGUCACCAUGGCAUUUAGGCACACGAAGUGCCUUCCUGGAUCUGAGCCAAAGUCAUUUCAAGGAAAAAUAAAAACAAGACACCCUCUCACCCCUCCUCAAAAAAAGCUCUGAACGUUACUAUAAAAAUGUGAAGUGAAAAUAGCAGAGGACCUUUCUGUAGAGUGUAGCUGUGGACCCUCAGCUAUCACUCUUUACUGCUCUGAUGUACAUAGGAUGGAUGUGUUUUCCUCAUGUUGCUCGGAUUUUGUAUUUGCCGUAACUUUGUUAUUUACAUACAGAAUGCUUAAUCUACCACCUACACAACCUGGCUCAGCCUGUGUGCAGUCAUUUUGUGCAGUGUUGUGUUCACAUGGUGUGUCACACAAAUCCACACUGUACCUGGAGAGGAGGCCAACCUCAGAGCAGGACCAGGAGUCACAGAGCUGGUUCCUGAGAG
This is a messenger RNA of Meleagris gallopavo (turkey), 3104 nucleotides long. RefSeq names its product adenosine A2b receptor (gene ADORA2B). Gene Ontology annotation, cellular component: plasma membrane. Gene Ontology annotation, molecular function: G protein-coupled adenosine receptor activity. Gene Ontology annotation, biological process: G protein-coupled adenosine receptor signaling pathway; adenylate cyclase-activating G protein-coupled receptor signaling pathway; vasodilation. Lineage: Eukaryota; Metazoa; Chordata; Aves; Galliformes; Phasianidae. The record is from RefSeq and is a predicted model, not a curated record.